Molecule: messenger RNA, 1128 nt
Organism: Verruconis gallopava
Lineage: Eukaryota; Fungi; Ascomycota; Dothideomycetes; Venturiales; Sympoventuriaceae
Exons: 3
Coding region: 100-420 (106 amino acids)
Biological process (GO): proton motive force-driven ATP synthesis
Molecular function (GO): proton transmembrane transporter activity
Source: RefSeq, a predicted model, not a curated record
GGAAACCAUCGACAGCGAACCUUCACCACACCCGCCUUUCGCAUCACACCUGACACCCGACGCGCAAUUGAGCUUGUCACUGCUUCAAUUGCUUCGACCAUGUCUUCCUCCAGACUGAUUCGACCCUUCGCCAGGGCUCUCCAGCGUCCGGCCCUCUUCGGUGCCUCCAGGAGCGUCGUCGCUCCUUUCACGCCGUCCUUCAAUGCUCAGCUUCAGACGAAGAAAAACACCAAUGGCCUCCCAGCCGACAAGAUGAGAAUCCUGCAGGCGGCCAUGCCCCAGCUCAUUCCCUUCUACUUCGUCAACGAGGUCACCACCGCCUUUAUCAUCAUGCCGACUCUCAUCUACAUUUUCUCCAAGUACUUGCUUCCCCAAAGAGUACGCACCAUGUGCGCCAGGCUGUUCAUCAGCAAGCUAUAGGCGCCAGGGGGGCUCAUGUGAAGGUGAAAAGGACGCGCACACUGUUUUCCUUUGUCCGACCUUGUAAAUACGAUGACAAAAGGAUAGAAAGAGCUGCUUACAAAGUCUGAAAUAUCAGAACCUUUUACCCACUCUGUGUCUCGGCACCAUGUUUGCAUGACUUCGCCAUCGCAAUAGUCUGUUUUCCCUAGAUAGCACCGAUACGUUCCUCUUACAAUAACGCCUAUGCGAAGAUGCCUCUAUAUCGUGGCGGAUAUCCAUUGUAACCCUCCAGCACGGUGCCGCCAAAAGGCGCCCAUCUCAUGUUGAACCACCGACCAUGCUCGCACCGAAAGUUUAGCGGCUGCUCGUAAUGAUCCGCGCCUCUGCGCGGCCACGUCGCAUCCCUCCAGACGACAUCGCCCGGGUUCCUCUGCCAUUUGACGUUCAGCAAUGUGUUGUCCGAUCUUCUGCGCCGACGAUUGUCACGCAGCCGACGAAAGCGAAAACAGAGAGAAAGGAGAAAAGGGAAAAAAAGGAAAAGAAAAAGAAAACAUUCAACGCCAACAGCGUACCUUGUUUCUGUAUUUCCUCUCUCGGAAAUCGUACGGCUUCCUGCGCUUCGCCCACGGCAGGUCCACGUGCGUGUUGAAGCCCGGAUCCUCGGGCGUGAAGUCGAGGUGCUUGUUGCGCCACUGGUUCCUGCUGGGCCGGUCGCCGAGCUUGGAG